UUAUUCGACAGGCAUUAGUACUCGGGUGUGGUGACGUGUUUUCCAGUUAGUGACUAAAUAUUCCCAGCGCUUUUUCCCACAAAGCAGAAAAUCGAAAGUGCAGUUAAAAUCAGUCGAAAUCAUCCCUGUUUAGCGAAUAAAGUGAAUUGAUAUUGGAGUCUAUCAUACAGCUUGGAAUCAGAACUUUUUGGAGAAAGCGGACUGGAAAUACACCGGCAAGCGUGGUGUUGGCUUGCGAAAGUGUAAUCCAUUGGAAAGUAAGCAUAAUACAACGGUCGGAGCAGGAGCCGCUACAUCGAGCGCAGAGAGAAUUUGCACAACCUCCCGUUUGACUGUGUAAGUGUCGCUCCACGUGUGAGAGAGUGAUUUCCCCUCAAUCGUUGAGUAGAAGUAAAUAAGUACAAGUCAGCCCAGCCGCAGGGAUUUAGUUUGAGGCUGUGCUUCAACGGGUUCGGAUCAGUUUAGAAGUGUUACGAUCUCACACCCAGUGAUAAAAAGGAUAAUCCUUGACAACCCAGCUACCGUAGCUGGUCUUCCUGGAAAGUGUGUGAUAACCGAUCCCGACGUCAGGGAACAUCAAGUAGAAGUGAAUGAAAUAAACAAAUGAUUAUAAAAGUGAUUGCAGUGGAAAUUUGCAAUCUAUAAUCAUUUUUUUACUCGGAUCGCACACCCUGAUAAAGUGGUGUGAUCGAGUGGUGUAACCAGUGUGUUUGUGACGCGUGAAAAUCCUUUCGAAGAUUCUGAUCCGGAACGGUGCAACCUGACGACUUGCUAGUUCAGUUUGCUUCUGAACGUGAGGGUGAGAAGGUGUCUUCAAGUGAUCAAGUCUCCAAGUGAUCCUGCGGGAUACCGUACAUCAGAGGUUGAUUAUUGUUCAACGAUCGUUUGCUGAUUGAAACGACAACUGUAGUUGACCAGCUAGUUCAAACAGGACAAAACCACCAAGUCGUCGAUAGAGGCGCGACCAAGUACAGCGGAUUGUACAGCCAUUCCUUCCCGCGGAAAACGUUCCCACAAGAAGAAAACACGACGCAAUCAAAACACAACGAUGCCAGCUCGCUUCGAGGACGUUGCUACUGACACCCGGCGCGGUGUCCCCAGAGACCUGGGGGGAUGCUACGAUGGCGGUCAGAUUCGGGAUGACAUCUGCAUCACAGGCUUCUCCGGCCGCCUGCCGGAAAGCUCAAACAUCGAAGAGUUCAAACAGAACCUAAUGGAGGGUAUUGACAUGGUGAACGACGAUGACCGGCGGUGGCCGAAGGGGUUGUACGAGCUGCCUACCAGGAUCGGUAAGAUCAAGAGCGAAGAUCUGCAGAACUUGGACGCGGAAUUCUUCAAGAUUCAUCAGAAGCAGGCCGAGUGUAUGGAUCCCCAGAUGCGAAUGCUGCUCGAGUGCACCUAUGAGGCUAUCAUUGAUGCGGGCAUCAACCCUCAGGAAAUUCGCGGCAGCCGUACCGGGGUGUACAUCGGUUGUUCAAACUCGGAAACCGAGCAGCACUGGUGCGCUGAUCCCGACCUGGUCAAUGGUUAUGGUUUGAUCGGUUGUGCCCGAGCCAUGUUUGCCAAUCGGCUCUCGUACACGUUUGACUUCAAGGGGCCCAGUUACGCGGUGGACACGGCCUGUUCGAGUUCGCUCAUUGCGAUGUCGACGGCUUUUGCCGACAUGAAGGCUGGACACUGCGAUGCGGCCAUCGUGGCUGGCUGUGGAUUGAUUCUGAAACCGACGAUGUCACUGCAGUUCAAGAGACUGAACAUGUUGGGCAAAGAAGGUACAUGCAAGGUGUUUGACGAAUCUGGCAACGGGUACGUUCGUUCGGAUGGGUGCGUUGUCACUUUCUUGCAACGUGCUUCCGAUUCGCGACGAAUUUACGCUAGUGUUCUCAACGUUCGGAUUAACACCGAUGGGUACAAAGAGCAAGGAAUUACCUUCCCUAAUGGACAGAUGCAGAAGCGAUUGAUCAAAGAGACGUACGAGGAAAUUAAUAUGAACCCUGCUGACGUGGUUUACGUUGAAGCUCAUGGAACUGGAACGAAAGUUGGAGAUCCACAGGAAGUUAAUGCCAUUACCGAUUUCUUCUGCAAAGACCGAAAGACUCCUCUGUUGAUCGGAUCGGUUAAAUCGAAUAUGGGUCAUUCGGAGCCCGCUUCUGGUGUGUGCUCGAUUGCAAAAAUGCUGAUUGCUAUGGAAGCGGGAAUUAUUCCUGGCAAUUUACACUUCAAAAACACCAAUCCAGAUUUGUAUGGUAUCGUGGACGGACGGUUGAAGGUAGUUGAUCGAAAUAUGCCAUGGAAUGGUGGAGUUGUUGGUCUUAACUCGUUUGGAUUCGGAGGUGCCAAUGCGCACGUCAUUAUGAAAUCUCAUCCUAAACCGAAGCCGAUCAGCCCGAAAAACGGCUUUCCAAAACUGGUACUCGCUUCUGGUCGUACUGAAGAAGCCGUUGAAGCUUUCUUGGACUGUGCAGCGAAAAAUAAAGAUGACGAAGAACUGGUUGGAAUUGUCAACGAAAUUCACAGCAAGAAUAUCCCGCUUCACGUUCAACGUGGUUAUACCGUACUUGGAGGAGGCCAAGCAGUUCGCGAGGUUCAAGAGCUAAACGAUGAGAAACGUCCAAUUUGGUUCAUUUAUUCUGGAAUGGGUUCUCAGUGGGCUAGUAUGGCCCAACAAAUGAUGCAGUGCGAGGUCUUCAGCAACAGCAUCCAUCGCUGUGCGGAGGCACUUCGCCCGGAAGGCGUCGAUCUGAUCGACAUUUUGACGAAGAGCGACGAGGCUAGGUUUGAAAAUAUUCUGAAUUCGUUUAUCUCCAUUGCUGCCGUUCAGGUAGCCUUGACCGAUCUGUUGAAUCACGUUGGCAUCGCUCCGGACGGUAUGGUCGGUCAUUCGGUAGGUGAGUUGGGCUGUGCUUAUGCCGACGGAUGCUUCACACCGGAGCAAACUGUGUUGGCGGCAUACUGGAGAGGUCGUAGCAUUUUGGACACCCAACUGAUCAAGGGUCAAAUGGCAGCGGUUGGUCUGUCCUGGGAGCAGUGUAAGGAACGUCUACCAAAAGACAUCAUUGCAGCGUGCCACAACAGCACUGAUAGCGUGACGAUCUCCGGACCAGUGGACUCGGUGACUAAAUUUAUAGCUGAGCUGAACGGUGAAGGAAUCUUCGCUAAAGGUGUUAAAUCGUCUAACAUUGCCUUCCACAGUCGAUACAUUGCGGACGCGGCACCUAAACUGCGCAAAUCGCUCGACAAAAUUAUCCCAAAUCCGAAGAAUCGUUCGCCGCGUUGGAUCAGUACCAGCAUACCGGAGGAAGCCUGGAACACUCCACUGGCGCAACAAUCGUCCGCUGCCUACCAUGUGAACAAUUUGCUUUCCCAGGUACUUUUCUCCGAAGGUCUCCGGCACGUACCGGCCAAUGCCAUCUGCAUCGAAAUUGCACCCCAUGGACUACUCCAGGCGAUUCUGAAGCGCGCUCUCGGCAAAGACGCUACCAACCUAAGCUUGAUGAAGCGUGCCCACGAAAACAAUGUGAUCUUUAUGUUGAGCAAUCUUGGAAAGUUAUACGCUGCCGGUGCUCAGCCACAGGUCCAGAAACUCUACCGCCCCAUUUCGUAUCCGGUUGGCAGAGGAACACCAAUGCUGAGCUCACUCGUUAAGUGGGAUCAUUCGACCAAGUGGUUCCUGGCCAAAUUCGGAGUCGAAAAUAAAUCCGGAGAGACAGUUAUCGACGUCAAUUUGGACAAACCAGAGGACGCAUAUCUGGUUGGACAUACCAUCGAUGGUCGUGUUCUUUUCCCCGCCACUGGUUAUAUGAGCUUAGCAUGGCGUACAUUUGCCAAAAUGCGAGGUGCCGAUAUGGAUAAAACGCCGGUGGUUAUUGAGAAUGCCGUGUUCCACCGUGCUACCAUUCUGCCAAAGGAAGGUUCCGUUAAGUUCGGAAUCAAUUUCUUCGACGGUACCGGAGCGUUCGAAAUCUGCGAAGGUGGUUCGUUGGCGGUGUCGGGUAAAAUUUCAAUUCCGGAAAAGGUGGAGAAUGAAGAAUUAGAUCUGUACAAGCUCGAUGAUGACAAGUCGGGAAUCUCAAUGAAUACCAGCGAUGUAUACAAAGAACUGCGAUUGAGGGGAUACGAUUAUGGUGGUCUGUUCCGUGGCGUUACUAAGGCCGAUGCCAAAGCAAUCAACGGAGAGUUGAAAUGGGAGGAUAACUGGGUGAGUUUUAUGGAUACAAUGUUGCAGUUCAGCAUUUUGGGCAAAAGCAUGAGAGAACUAUAUCUACCAACGAGAAUAGAGAAGAUUAUCAUCAACCCAGCCCGUCAUAUGGAUUUGAUGAGCAGUUUGAAAUCAAAGAAUCAGGAUGUACCAGUAAGCGUAUACAGAAACAUCGACGUCAUCAAAAGUGGAGGUGUGGAAAUGCGUGGUCUAAAGGCAACUCUGGCUCCGAAACGUUCGGGUACACAAUCCGCUCCGACAAUAGAAAAAUACGUUUUUGUACCACAUUACAAUGAAAAGGAGCUGGCUGAAAACGUCGACAAAGCCAAGUUAAGAUCGAUUUCCACCGCUGUUCAUAUUGCCAUCGAGAAUAGCUCCGGUGCACUAAAGGUAAAGGUAGCCGAAGCAAGCUUCCAACGGGCUCCGGAAAACACAUUGGCCGGAACUGUGCAGGCUAUUAUCGAAGGUGAACCGACUCUAGUCAGCGAUGUGGCUGUGGUUACCAACUACCAGCCGGAGAGUAUAACUCAGCACUAUGGAGAUAGUGGUGUUCGCGUGGUAGCAAAAGACGCUGUAGCGGGAGCAAUUGAGCAAGGCUGUCAUCUGGUAAUCUCCUACGACAUGUUAGGCCACCCCGAUGGUCAAACCGUUCUCGGCCAUCUUCGGGAAUCUAUUCGUGAGGAUGGAUUUAUCUUUUUGGAAGAAUCACGUACAAACUUUGACGCUAGCAAGAAGGGAAAAACGCUAUUCGAUUCUCACAAGUUGAUCACUGUAUCUUACCAAUUCUGUGACAACAAGGUCUACAUUCUGCUACGUCCGGCGAAUGCCUACGAACAACGUAAGAGUACAGUCAUUCAAGUAACGGAGAAAAACUUUUCCUGGCUUGAACCUCUUAAGGCAGCAUUGGCAAAGGCAGAGGAAACAAACACCUUCGUAUAUUUGGUUUGUCAAGGCGAAGAACUGUUCGGCGGACAAGGUUUUAUCAACUGCAUCAAGAAUGAAGCCGGUGGAAAGUUCGCUCGUUUGGUAUUCAUCCAAGAUAAGCGAGCGGAAAAGUUCUCGCUCACCGGAAAGCUUUAUACGGAACAGCUCAAAAAGGACCUGAUUUGCAAUGUGCUGAAUGGAAACGGCGUAUGGGGAACGUUCCGGCAUCUUCGUCUGGAUAAUCAGACAAACGCUCCGUCGCUACAGGUGGAGCAUGCCUACGUAAAUGCACUGACAAAGGGCGACCUUGCUAGUCUUAAAUGGAUCGAGGGCACACUUGCGCGCGAUAGACCCGAUCCGAAGGACAAACGCGUUGAGUUGUGUACUGUGUAUUACGCACCGAUCAACUUCCGUGACGUCAUGCUGAGCUCGGGAAAGCUCGGAGUAGACGCUUUGCCGGGUGAUUUACCAACGCAAGAUUGUAUUCUCGGUUUGGAGUUCGCCGGUCGAGACUCAACUGGGCGCCGCGUUAUGGCCAUGGUGCCUGCUAAAUCUCUAGCUACGACCUGUAUCGCUCACCGCAAUAUGAUGUGGGAAAUACCGGACAACUGGACCAUGGAGCAAGCUUCAACGGUUCCGUGUGUUUACUCUACCGUCUAUUACGCCCUAGUGGUGCGUGGACGCAUGAAACGGGGUGAGUCCAUUUUGAUUCACGCCGGGUCCGGUGGAGUCGGUCAAGCUGCCAUUUCGGUGGCUUUAGCCGGUGGGCUCAACGUAUUUACGACUGUGGGUAGUAAGGAGAAGCGUGAUUUCCUGAAACGGACCUUCCCGCAGCUGCAGGACAAAAACAUUGGUAACUCGCGAGACUGUUCAUUCGAGCAGAUGAUCAUGCGCGAAACUCAGGGACGUGGUGUGGAUUUGGUACUGAACUCGCUUUCAGAUGAGAAAUUGCAGGCUUCCGUACGUUGCUUAGGACUGAAUGGCCGAUUCUUGGAAAUUGGAAAGUUUGAUUUGAGCAACAACAGUCCACUGGGAAUGUCGGUAUUCUUGAAAAAUUCAUCGUUCCAUGGUAUUCUUGUGGACAGCAUCAUGGAAAAUGAUGAGGAUACACUAAGCCAGGUUGUGAAGCUAGUUUCCGAAGGUAUCAAGACAGGUGCAGUACGACCUCUUCCAACCAGUGUUUUUGGAGAUCAACAGGUGGAACAGGCGUUCAGAUUCAUGGCAUCUGGCAAGCACAUUGGCAAAGUUGUUAUAAAGGUUAGAGACGAAGAGAAAGCUAAAACAGUGAUUUCUGCACCAAAGUUGGUGGCGGCAAUUCCACGAACGUAUAUGCAUAAGGAGAAGAGUUACAUCCUGAUUGGUGGAUUGGGAGGUUUCGGUUUGGAACUCGCUAAUUGGUUGGUGUCUCGUGGUGCUACCAAGAUAGUACUAACCUCGCGUAGCGGAAUUCGUACCGGUUAUCAGUCGUUAAUGGUUCGCCGUUGGAGUGAUCGAGGAGUUACCGUUUCGAUUGACACCAACGAUGUGACGACGUUGAAGGGAGCUAAGAAGUUGCUACAAGAAGCAAAUAAGCUAGGACCGGUGGGAGGUGUUUUCAAUCUGGCAGCUGUGUUACGAGAUGGAUUGCUGGAAAAUUCUACCGAAGCUGAGUUUAAGACUGUUUGUGUACCAAAGGUUGACGGAACAAAGAAUCUAGAUCAGGCCACUCGUGAAUUAUGUCCGGAUCUGGACUAUUUCGUAUGCUUCUCUAGUGUAUCUUGCGGUAGAGGAAAUAUUGGUCAGGUCAAUUAUGGUUUAGCAAACUCGGCUAUGGAACGAAUCUGCGAAGCUCGACAUUUAGUUGGUUUGCCAGGAACAGCCAUCCAGUGGGGUGCCAUCGGUGAUACUGGGUUGGUGUUGGAGAAUCUGGGAGACAAUGAAACCGUUAUCGGUGGAACUUUGCCACAGCGUAUGCCUUCCUGUCUGCAGACGAUCGAUUUCUUCCUGCAGCAGCCUUGCCCGGUUUUAGCUUCAAUGGUUGUAGCCGAAAAACGAAAGGCAGAAACUGGUGGUGUAGGACUGGUCAGUUGCAUCGCAAAUAUUCUUGGUUUAAAGGAUACCAAGAAUGUUUCGGAUUCCUCUAGUUUGGCUGAUCUGGGAAUGGACUCACUGAUGGGUGCGGAAAUUAAACAGACUCUGGAGCGUAACUUCGAUACAGUGAUGAGUGCGGCUGACAUUCGUAUGUUAACGUUCGGAAAACUUAAGGCUUUGGAAAGUGGUGGAGAAGUAUCGGGAGGUGCAACAACUGCAACCGCCGCAUCUCCAGAACCCAAACAACAUGACCAGAAUGGUCUUGGAGACGGAACGCAAGUCAGAUUAAGUGCCGAACUCAUGCCAUCCCAGUGUUUGGUUCGACUUGAAUCGAAAGCUUCGGCGAACAGCAAGGACAAUCCGGUGUUUAUGGUCCAUGCUAUCGAAGGCGUUAUCACCUCUCUUAUUCCGCUCGCGGAAACGCUACCGGUUCCUGUGUACGGUUUGCAGUGCGUUGCCGAAGCGCCACUAAACUCACUUGAUGCUUUGGCGGCAUACUACGUCAAGCAAAUUCGAACGGUACAAAGUAAGGGUCCUUAUACGAUCGUCGGUUACUCAUUCGGUGCCUCGAUUGCCUACGAAAUGGUUGCCCAACUGGAGGCUGCCAAGGAGAAAUGUCGCUUGCUGCUGGUGGACGGAUCUCCACGCUAUGUAAGCUGGUAUACGGAAGCCCAGAAGCAGCGCAAUGCCAGCGGUGAGAUCUUGCAAGCCGAGGAUGAGGCUUAUGCGUUGGCCUACUUUGGUAUGGUCUGUGGAAACCUAGAUUACGGAAAAACAGCUCAUGAACUGAUGACUCCCAAAACAUGGGAAGGACGGUUGCAGAUGUGUGCCGAGCUGGUUCGGGCAAAAAUGCCACAACAUUCACAAGAACUGGUGGAAACUACCGCCAAGUCGUUUGUGCAAAAGAUCGUUGCCAGCCAUAUGUACAAGCCAUCUUCUAAGAUCAGCGCUGCUGUGAAACUGGUUAAACCAACGGAGAACUACGCGAAGCUCCAGGGAGAUUACGGUUUGUCAGAGCUCUGCAACAAAGAGGUUAACGUCAUGACAGUCAAAGGUGACCAUCGCUCCAUCCUAACGGGUGAUUCCAUGCUACAGAUUUCCAAACUGCUGCAGGAACUGCUAUAGAUAUACUGAGCCAGACACACAUACAUUCAUACUCAUUCACACAUAUGAACAUGUCAUCACAUCACUACACUAGCAAAACCCAGUGAAUAAUCGUAACUUAUUUGUUUCUGUAUAGUCUAAAUUUGCCCUCCUUUUCAUGCAUUAUAUGUACAAUAACGUUUGUUUAGAACAAACUUUGGGAAUAUUUAAUAAGACAAAAUGAGAUAGGUAGAUCUAUAUUCUGUAACGAGAGCGCAAUAUUGAAAGGGAACUGACACUAGUGCCUGCAUCAGGUCCAUUACAAAUCUAAGGAGUAGUGCCACUUUCCUUUGCUGGUCUUUGACAAACUAUCUCAUGAUCCUUUCGUUACAUUUAGUUGCCAGCUUUCCAAAUGUUUUUUUCUGUAUAGAAAGAUCGAAUCUACUUUUUAUUUAGGAUGUUGAUCCGUUAGAACAACGGAAUAAAAACCAAGCUUGGAAAACUACAUUCCACUCUAUAGGGUAGCUCUUUCAUCUAUGGUUAAGUAGAUUUUAGUUUGCGAAUGGGGAUUAGAUCCUUUCAGAUUCAGAUACUGAAUAUUGUACUACUAGAAGCUUGAAAAAUUACUAAAUAAAUAAAUAUUUUACGUUUUUUCAGUGAUACAUAUAAAGAGUGAUAUAAUAAAAUCGUUGAUUUCGAAAAUUACGCAACGCGUACCAAACUGAUUCUGUCUUCUGAACUUACAUAUACCCAUCGACAUUGAAGCAUACGAAACAGACAAUUUAAUAGAUGUUUUUACAAACAAGGGGCAUCCAGGUUUAGCUAAGUAAGGAAGAAUACAUGUAUAACUAUUGAAUAUAGCAUUUCCAUCUAAAACAACGGAAUUUCAACCUAAACUAUUGGUUAACGAUACUCAACGUAAAGUAAAAUGUGUGUACUAGGAGACACUGCGUCUUUCUGCACAACCUCAUUCUCACUGCAGCAGGCACAAUUGGAUUCUUUAUAGAACAAGCAAAGCACCAAAACACCUAGCACCACAAACAAAUUGUUAAAAACAAUGUACAUGUGCAAAGAAAAAAAAAACAAAAAACUAAGGAAAUUGUACUAGAAAUCGAUCGCAAAUAAAGAUUUUAAAAUGUGGCGUAA
Molecule: messenger RNA, 9418 nt
Organism: Topomyia yanbarensis
Lineage: Eukaryota; Metazoa; Arthropoda; Insecta; Diptera; Culicidae
Gene: FASN1
Product: fatty acid synthase
Exons: 10
Coding region: 1049-8314 (2421 amino acids)
Biological process (GO): fatty acid biosynthetic process
Molecular function (GO): phosphopantetheine binding; fatty acid synthase activity; oxidoreductase activity
Source: RefSeq, a predicted model, not a curated record